AUGUUGUUCCCUCGGACUAUCCCGACGGUGUUGUUGGCCUGGGCUUGUUCCAUGGCAGUAAAUGCCGCGCCAAACAUGAGCCAUAACGUGGGAUUCAUAAAACGCCAACAGACGGCCGAAAAAAUCGCACCUAAAGUCGUAAUAAUUAGCAUGUUCGCCCCCGAAGCAGAUGUUUGGUACACCAAUACACCAAAUAGCACCUUAGGCACUAUCCUCGCGAACAACAUCACCGUUCCAGGUCUCUCUCCGUUAUUCCCGGAUGUCCAUUGCACGCAAAAUGGCGAAGUAUGCCAACUCACAGCCGGCGAAGGCGAAACCAACGCCGCCACAUCGAUAAUGUCCUUCCUACUCUCGCCCCAGUUCGAUCUAACACAGUCGUAUUUCCUAACGGCUGGAAUCGCGGGUAUUAACCCGAAACUCGGUACUCUGGGCAGCGUCGCUCUAUCCCGGUUCUCGGUACAAGUUGCGCUGCAAUACGAAAUCGACGCACGUGAAAAGCCGGAGAACUUUUCGACUGGGUAUCUUCCGAACGGCGCUUACUCGCCUGAUGAGUAUCCGUCGAUUAUUUACGGAACUGAGGUCAUGGAGGUUAAUGAAAACCUGCGUGAUGUCGCGGCUAACUUUGCUAAACGCGCUGAACUUAUCACUUCGGAAGGCGCGGGAAAUUACUGUGCUAAGUACGCUGAUAGCGGUGAUAUAUACGCAGCAGCCACCGAGAAACCUGGUGUCAUAUCAUGUGACACGGCGACGAGUGAUGUGUAUUUCUCGGGCACGUUGCUGAGUGAGGCGUUUGAGAACACGACGAAAUCGUGGACUAACCAGAGCGCGCUUACGUAUUGCGUGAGUGCGCAGGAGGAUACUGCUGUUCUGAAUGCGCUGCUGCGGGCUGCGAUAACGGAUAUUGUGGAUUUUUCGAGGAUUGUUGUGAUGAGAACUGGUGAGAAUUCUUCCUUUGAUAAAUCGUGGAAUCGAAAAUUAACGAAAAAUGCGAAAGGCUCUGAUUUUGACCGCCCUCCGCCGUCAGUCAGUGCGUUUGAUCAUUUGCGCAUCCAGGAUCAAAACGGCUUUGACAUUGCAGUUGAAAAUCUGUACCUAGCCGGGGUUGAGAUUGUGCAAGGCAUUAUUGCUGAGUGGAACUCCACGUUCCACGAUGGAAUCAAGCCGACGAAUUAUAUCGGGGAUAUUUUCGGGACUUUGGGUGGUACACCCGAUUUUGGUCCUGGAAGUUUGUUCAACGAUACAGGCGUUUCACCGGAAUCAAGCACGAAUGUGAAGAGAUCUCUAUCGCGAAGGAAGGCGAGAAGUGCGCAUGGAUGGAAAUAAGUAAGCAAAAAGCCAUGACGUGAUUUCGACGACUUCUACGACAUGGGUAUUUCAGCGCGUUUGGCAGUUUGCCGCAUUUGAAGGUAUAUCAGUUGCAUUUAUUAUUAUUUGA
Hypoxylon trugodes is the source of this 1435-nucleotide messenger RNA. RefSeq names its product putative purine nucleoside permease. The transcript has 2 exons. The coding region runs from base 1 to 1323 and encodes 440 amino acids. The record is from RefSeq and is a predicted model, not a curated record. Gene Ontology annotation, cellular component: endoplasmic reticulum. Gene Ontology annotation, biological process: transmembrane transport. Lineage: Eukaryota; Fungi; Ascomycota; Sordariomycetes; Xylariales; Hypoxylaceae.